This is a messenger RNA of Epinephelus fuscoguttatus (brown-marbled grouper), 2082 nucleotides long. RefSeq lists its product as uncharacterized. Lineage: Eukaryota; Metazoa; Chordata; Actinopteri; Perciformes; Serranidae. Bases 3 to 1043 code for a protein of 346 amino acids. The record is from RefSeq and is a predicted model, not a curated record. Gene Ontology annotation, biological process: response to bacterium. The transcript has 5 exons.
ACAUGAUGACAUCUCCAAGGUUUGUGUUCUAUCUGACAUGUCUGAUCGUGGGGAAAAUAGCUGCUGGAAAGUCCACUUCGUUUGAUCAUGAAGAGAACAGUUUUGUAUCAGCUAAUGUCGGUGAAAGCUUGACUUUACCAUGUUUCUAUGAUGGUGAUGAUUCAACAAGGAUUUUCUGGUACAAGCAAAGUCUUGGACGGAAACCACGUCUCAUCUCUACCCUAUAUGCGUUCAAUAAGAAUGGCACUUUUCAUGAUGAAUUCAAGAACAAUCCACGCUUCACAUUGGAUACUGACAUUGGAAGAAAUCACUUGAAGAUAACAGAUCUGUGCACUUCAGACUCGGCUACUUACUACUGUGCAAAAAGGGUUUUAUUAACUAUUGAAUUUGCAGCAGGUACUACUGUCAGUGUGAAGGGUUCAGGUUUGAACGUCCAAGCUUUGGUCCAUCAGUCAGUGUCUGAGACCAUCCAGCCAGGAGGCUCUGUGACUCUGAACUGUACAGUACACACUGGGAGCUGUGAUGAUGGAGAACACAGUGUUUAUUGGUUCCAAAACUCUGAAGAGUCUCAUCCAGGACUCAUUUACAGCCAUGGAGGCAGGAAUGAUCAGUGUGAGAGGAAACCUGACACACAAACACACACCUGUGUCUACAACCUGCCGAUGAAGAGCCUGAAUCUUUCUCAUGCUGGGACCUACUACUGUGCUGUUGCUUCAUGUGGACACAUACUGUUUGGAGAGGGGACCAAGCUGGACUUUGAGGAUUCUCUUGUCUUGGUGUAUAUCUUGAGCGGAGCUUUGGCAUUCACCAUGAUCCUGGUUGUGUUACUGGCUUUCUCAGUGUACAAGAUGAACAAGAGAAACAGCUGCCACUUCACAGAGUCUCAAGCAAGAUUUUCAGCUCCCUCCACAGCAAAUGCAGAGGGUUACCAAGAUGCAGAAAACCUCCAUUAUGCUGCUUUAAGCGUCAACCUGCCCAACAGAUCAAGAAGACAGAGGAACAACACCAAGAAUGAGUGUGUGUACUCCAGUGUAAAGCAGUAGAUCCUGACAUGUUACAUGAAUAUUUUGUGAGUAAGAUGGCAAAUUUGAUGAAUCUCUCUGAACAUAUAUUAUACAUUUAGAUGUAGAGCUAAAGGUCUGUUUAGAUAUUUCUUGUGGCCUUAACAUGAAUAUACAGCAUCUCCAAUGUGCUGUCUGAGCAGGUGAUGACUCUUAAAGUGAAAUUCAUUUUUAUGGACAUGGACCGUUAGCUGUUCCAAUGAUCUAUGCAAUAAGUAUCAACCCCCACGGGGUCAUCCCUAUUGUUCCCCGGGUCCUAUGUUUCCCCCUAUGUUCUGACAUACAUAAAAUCACGUAAAACCGAUAGCCAAUUACAACCUAGAAUAACGUAGUAUUUGGAAAUGCGCGUCACAUGGGCUAUAUCUUAUUAUGCAACAUUAAACUACGCGGGAAAAUGCUGAAUUAAAUCAAGGAAGGCCCGCAUCGGCUAUCUGUCGCGGAAUUCAGCAAUUAUAGUGGAGAAAAUAAGCCCUUUCUAAAUAUAUGUGACUCUUGGGGAGUGUUGCCUGCGCCUUUGGGCAUUGAAUCGAGCAAUCACAUGAGGUAAGCGCGUUUUUCUUUCGCAUUUUAAGGGGAACAUCAGACCCGGGGAACAUAGGUCCCUUUUUCGGAAAAAGAUGCAUGUAAAAAUGUUCCCUGGUCCCUGUAUUAUGGGGGAACAUAGGACCCAGGGAACAUCAACCACUAUCAAAUUUUAUCUGAAGCUGUUGCUCAUCACAGCCACAUGUCUAUCUGUAUUGUAAUUAAAAAUGUGAUACUUUGGCCAUACUUUAAAAAAAAAAGGACGACAUGAUCAGCUGUUGCCCUGGUUACCCAGAAUUUGUGGAAGAAGCCACUGGAAGAGGACGAUGGGAGAGGAUGGUACUGAGAAUUAUUUGAAGAGAGACUGUGCACAUAAGAAAAGAGGUUUCUGGGGAUAUUUUGGGUAACACUUCAUAAGUCAGCCCGCGUUUUAGAGUGUACCUCUCGCCCACUUUCCCAGGAGUUAGCGUAUAACUCCUGGGAACUUACAUGUACUUUC